AGAUCUUGUUUCGUUAUUAUAAACGUAUCGCCGGUAUUUUUGUUCGCAUCGUUGAAAACCGUCCCACCUUGCCGUUGGAGUGUCUCGUUAAGGAAAUCGACAUCGUUUUUAUAAUUUCAACUUGAAUGAUUCAGAGGGAGCACUUACGGAUAAGCUGACAUCUCGCUGUUAGACAGCUUGAGCCGCGCUACGUGCCAGUGUCACCCACGUGUGUUGCACGUGCCUCGGCACAACAGUUGCAGGAGACCUCGAGGGACGCCCUAGACGUUCGUAGGCGUUACUUCGAAGCGACCCCAGUUACGUAAUGACCACCGGUUUUCGCUACACGCGGUCGCUCUCAGUGCAAAGAGACGGCGGACUUCCGAGGUCGCAUCGAGGGCGCAAGAAACGUGGCUGAAUGCGACCGCCUCUCCUUACCAGGCGCUGUUCUAAUCCUGCCCACGAACGCCCGACUGAGAAGCCGGAACAUAUCGAAACAUUGACGCUACCUGUUCCAGAUACCUCUCCCGUAAAGAAUUAUAUCGCGGGAAGACAAUGGGUGUGUUAAACAAAAUUUGACAGCCAGCUCUAUAUUCUAUGCCCCCUUUCUGGAUCUCGGACCACUGUGAGCAAUCUCUUUCACAAAUAUUUCUUUAACUCUGAAUCGAAGUGUCCCAGAAGCAAUCUUUCAGACAGAAAUACGUACGGCAUGGGCUAAGGCAGUAACUUGAAGUUUUUUAUCCUUUGUCGCAUUACAUUAGUAAAUAUAUUCGCUCGCAGUUUUUCCGAUUCUACUUCUAAGCUGCUCCUCCUCGUGUAUACUUGGCAUAUAUUUGAGAGCGCGAUAGGACAUCUAUCCAUCGUUCCAGUGACAAGGGUAGAUAUAUGCCAAGAUGCACAAUCCUCUCCUGCGCGUAAAUGCGAGCGUUCCGCGAAAGUUUAUACCUUUGCUAACAUUUUCUCGACACGCUGUCGUUGCCACCGUUAGUCAUGGCACUAGGGGCAAACGUUCCGUUCGCUCGAAAACAGGUCGCGUUGAAUAGUGCAGCUCGUCUGCGGUUAGACGUGUUCACCAAUGAUCUAUAUCGGGACUAAAAUCAUUUUAUGCGACGCUUCCAGGGCGUUGAGAAAUCUCCGGCAGCGCUAUCUCAUUGGUAGUCCGCUGAUCCGAAAUGCCGGGUGCCGUUUAAUCGGCGUAAUUGUGUUCCUCUACGUAACCAUCCAGAGGCCACCGAUGCUAUACCGGGAGCACGUUCUGCAUUCCCUGCUGCCCAUGCGUAGCUGCGCCCAUCUCUCCGCCGCCCCACUCCCGAGAAACCCGGAAGCGAGAGAGCAGAUAUUUUUUUCUCGCGCGCGUAACAAUCUCGCCGUGUCUCGCGGAGGGAAUCGCGAAGCACGCGUUUCCCCGAAGCGGAAGAUGCGAAUCGAUAUCGGCUCGUAAACAACGCACACACACACACACACACAACCGCGCACACGAGAAGCUCACCGAAGCGGUGUAGCGGACCCGCAAUUAAGCGCUGACAAAGGCCAAUCUUUGAAGGGCCGCCGUGUUUGCGUGGAGUUGAAAGAAAAGAGAAGCAGUGCGAAAGAGAGCCCGGCGGAUUGACAACAAGCCCGUGUUCCGUUUCGCGUCGCUUCGCCUUUUGAGCGGUGAAGCCCCCCCUACGGCACCACUUCCUCGAGCGAGGAGGCGGCCGCUGGAGAAGCCGUGCCUUCGCCCUCCUCGCGACGUCUUUCCCGCGCCGCCGCCGCCCUCCGCUCCUAACUGUCGCAAUGUAGCGGUGUCGUCUGCUUCCCUGCCACCGUCCGAACGAGCUGGCCCAUCUGUGCCCCCCGCAAACGUGGCCCCCCUUCGUCCGAGAGAUGCCCUGAAUAUCGUCCACGCGACGCCGGAACGGGCUACGCGGCCCCCGUGCAUGGCGGCGGGGACGGCCGUUUCGUCGUGCCGGUUCACGGACGACGACCGUGGUGGUGCCGCUGGUGGUGGUGUCGGUGGUGGUGGUGGUGGUGGUGUCGGUGGUGGCGUUACCACCUGGGGGGAGUCGAGGAGAUCGCCCCCCACACAAAUCGAGAUUAUCCCAUGCAAAGUGUGCGGCGACAAGUCUUCUGGAGUUCACUACGGCGUGAUCACGUGUGAAGGCUGCAAGGGUUUCUUCAGGAGAAGCCAAUCAAGCGUCGUGAAUUACCAGUGUCCCCGGCAAAAGAACUGCGUAGUUGAUCGUGUCAACAGGAACAGAUGCCAGUACUGCAGACUACAAAAGUGUCUCGCACUAGGAAUGUCUCGAGACGCGGUCAAGUUUGGCCGCAUGUCCAAGAAGCAGCGGGAGAAAGUGGAAGAUGAGGUGCGCUUCCACCGGGCGCAGCUGGUGCGUCCCCAGGCGGUGGCCUCGACGGCCGCCGCCACGUCGACGCAGCCCGCGCAGCAGGCCACCGAGACGUCGCCCGACAGCUCGGUGUUUGACCAGCAGCAGACGCCCUCCUCCUCCAACCAGGUCGUGCCCUUCCUCAACGGAGGGUACCCUUACUCCGAGGAACUGGCUUCGUACACGCCCAACGGGUACGCGUACGCGGCCACGCCCACCAUCGCGUUCGAGAUGAGCACCGACUACGUGGACAGCACCACCUUCGAGCAGCGCCAGCAGCUGGACUCCACGGCGGACACCAAUGGUCUGCUCUCCACCACCACGCCUGUCGCGGUGCCCGCCUCCUCGCUCGCCUCGCACCUCGAAGAUUCAGAUUUGAAAUCGGCCUCCCAAGAAGAUCUGCUCGCGAAGACUGUAUCGGACGCGCACAACCGCACCUGCCUCUACAGCACGGAACAGAUACAGGAGCUGACGAGGAAGCCGCUAGACAUCUCUCGCGUCAUGCUCUACAAAAACAUGGCACACGAGGAGCUGUGGCUUGAUUGCGCGCAGAAGCUUACACAGAUCAUCCAGCAGAUAAUCGAGUUUGCCAAGAUGGUACCUGGAUUCAUGAAGCUCUCCCAGGAUGACCAGAUCGUUCUUCUGAAAGCAGGGAGUUUUGAGUUGUGCAUACUGAGGAUGAGCAGGUACUUCGACGUCGCGACGGGAUCGGUGCUCUACAACGACAGUCUGCUUCCGAUGGACGCUUUCAUCACGCAAGAAACCCAAGAGAUCAAGCUUGUAAAUAAUGCCUUCAACUUUGUGCGGAGCAUAGCCGAGAUGAAGCUGACAGAAACGGAACUGGCGCUCUACUCGGCCUACGUGCUGCUGGCUCCAGACCGGCCGGGCCUGAAGGGCGUCUCGGAGAUCCAGCGGUUGAACGCGGCCAUCCUCAAGUCCCUGCGCUACGAGCUGGGCAAGACGCACGAGCAGCCGUACAAGGGCGACGUGAGCGCCUUCGACUGCCUGCUCGCCAAGCUGCCCAGCCUGCGCGAGGUCAGCCUACUGCACAUGGACGCGCUGGCCAAGUUCCGCCGCACCGUGCCCCACCUGGAGUUCCCCGCCCUCCACAAGGAGCUCUUCUCCGUCGACAUCUGAGGAGCAUCGUUCUCGACGACGAGUUCAUCCUGCGGUGCAGAAGGCCUCUCUCGACUCCGUCAUCAUCCGGCCGUCGCUCGCCCCGCCGUCGCAGCAGCGCUCGCUUGGUGCUCGCUUCACUGUGAAGCUUGUCUGGCUGCGGGGAAAGCCUAGCUUAUAGGGCUGUGCUGGGCAGCACCGGCUGCUUGCCCAGACGACGGCCGGGGCUGCCCCCUGUGCGGACGUUGGUUUCAGGCAACCCGCUGGAAACGGUCGUGUCUUCUCCGGAGCAGUUCGGGGCACUCUUGGUUCAAGUUUUCACCUUGGUAGCUCGCCGGCAAGCGUGCUUGCUUUUUACCUGGGGAUCGGUGCCCGUUGUAGCUGCUACGUGCCCGGGAUGAGCCCGCUGCAGUGUGCCUUUCGACCCCAACUUAGUGGACUUCGGAAAGACUUUUGAAAUGUCCCGCUGACUUUGAUGCACAUGACGUAGCUUUGAGCAGCGGACCGAAUGAUGCCGUCUGCAUCCCCACCCUCACAUGUUGCAACUGUACGCUGCCGGCAUGCGUCCCAACAAACGACCCCGGCUUUGGCUACGCCGGGAUAACACAUGUUUUGGCAUGACCAGAGCGGUUUCCUUUCUUGUUGUUUUUUUCGUCUAAUUUUAUAUUGUCAUUUCAAGAAAUGCGACGCUGAUCCAACGCGGCGUCAGGCGCCAACUCGUGGCUGUUGUAUGGUGCGCUAGUUUAGCACUGUCGGUGGUUGUGUGCCUCUGGUCACCAACUUCGUAGCUGAGGUGCUUUCCUCCUCGGUAUUUGCGCGAAAAAUGUCCGUGCUGAUGUGCGAAACAUCAAUCUGACAAAAUGGCAGCUGUGCUGGAAGCACGUUCUUGAGUGGCAAUUGCCUCAUGAUAUCAGCGUUGUUUCUGCGAUUUAUUACCCGGCGGCAAAGGCAACGUUAGAAUGCUGUGGGAUGUUCUUACGGAAGCUGAUUUUGCUUCUGCUGAUAAGGGAACUACCGGAGAAGACACAUCGUUCUCAGGAGCCCCCUUUUCCCUGUCCGCCUCGUUAAUAGCAGGCUUAAAAGAUUAUUUCUAUCUGUUGCUCUUAUGUUCGGAUAAGUGCUUUCCCUUGAAGAGAUGUUAUGCAAAAUUUGAAGCUUGCUAUGAGUGUCGGGGAUUACAGGAUGAAUUGCUGUCGUAGCUUAAGGACCACUAAUCUGCAUGAACUCUGGUCGAUCUUCUUUUUUGUUGAGAAUACAGCUGAUUGUUCAGGCCUGUUUGAUUUUGUACAUGUCUUUGGCGUAUCUGAGCCUGUUCAGUUGACAGUGGCUUGGUGUGCUCAGUGCUGUUUGGUUGUAAUGAAUUUUCUUUCAAAUUUAGUAGAAAAGCGUGUGACACUAGGUGUCUUUUUUUCGUUUAACUUGUGCGUGCGCAAACGAGAUAAAUCAGGACAAAUUUUCAUUUUACACCUCCCCUGUACCAAUAUGAGUUUGCAAAGAGAAUGGAGGUUGCUUAGUCAAUAUUGUAUUCAAGCUCGGAUCCUUUCUUCUACCAAGAAACAAUCGUUAUUUUUUUUUCCAUUCAAGAGUCGUGCAAGUUCUUUCGUCCGCUUGGCGUAGUCAGCAUAUUUCUUUCUGUCUUCGUGACGAGCGUUGACGCAGACCUCUAGCUCAAAAACCAGCCGAGGCUCCUUCGAAGGCAGCGUACUUUUUCGUCGUUACCAUUACGUCAUCCUAGCGUAGCUCAGAAGGCCGAGUCAGCCAUCGGAUCACGUUCACAGCUCGAGCACCGCGUAUCGCCGCCAUCUUGUUUCAUUUCCACUCGCAGUUUCCCAAAUCGACAACACUGCCACCAAUUUUUCUGGUCGAUUGUGGGGGGCCCCAUGUGCAACUUGCAGCUAUCGCAAAAAGUGCGUACGGUGUGGCGUCGACUGGGCGCGUCGAGAGAAAGGCCGUACCAUGAUUGUAGUGUUGUAGUGUGUCCGCCAACGGAGACAGUUGUUGGUUAUCGUGCACAAAGCAGUUGAGGAACGCGGCUGGUCGUUUCCGAGCCCGAAGGUGAUGGUGCUUUCUUAAUUACGGAGGUCGAGGCGCAGCGGUGUGACAGACACGGAGAGGGAACAAAGAAUCACAUGGUGGUGCGGUUUCGGAUCAACGCUUUGUCCCUAGAGCGCGUUGUUGAGAUUAUUGACCUCUUUCUUAACUUGUUCCUUUCCCUGUUCCCUCGCUUUCGCGCAGACGUUGUUCGGUGUCGGGCGUUUUCUUGUUAAGCCAUUCGUGUUUUCACAAGUUCUUGUCCUCGCUGUAAGAGAGGUAAAAAAAUCACGUGCUAACUCCGCGGAAGAAGGUCAAAAAGAAGCUCGGGCACAUACAGAAACACAGAAAACAGACGCAAAUACACGCACACACACGCAAAGAUUACGAGGCAAAACCUAGCGCUGUACAUAAGGAAUCAUUACCAGGUAGACAUGUCGCGAAGCUCAUCCAAGAAAUUUUGUUUGUAUUAUCUUUUUUUUUGACGCUGGGAGGCCGUAUACGUCCGCUUCCCAGGUAAUCAUACACGGAGAGAAAGAGAAUGAAUAAAAAAAAAGAACAGAAGCUGAGCGAGAGAAGCAAUAAUGUGAUAUCUUACACGACACCCCGUAUUAUAUACAGAGGAAACACGAAGAGUUCUGGGCUGCCCCUUGUACAUAAUGCGCACCUUCGCGACCGGUCGAUCUCCAUAGAUGUGUAAUUACUACCAUUUUUAUUAUAAUAUUAUUAUUACGAUAUAUUAUUGUUCCCUUUUCAUGCGACGAUACACUAACCGUAUUUCUGCGGGCCCCGUUUCGAAAGCCUCUACGUCAGUGCCGUUUGUCCUGUGUUCUCGAAUCCUGUUUUGUCUGCUUCCUUGUUGACAACGCCCCGGAGAGCCGGAGGUUGUGCUCGUCUCUGUUCUCGGUCGUCUGCUCAGGGACGCCAACGCGCCCGUGUCGGGCGUUGCGAUCGGUGCUAGGGGGUUGCCAGGCGCUCGCGCACACUUCUCGUCAUGUGUGGUGGAGCACGUGCCUUGCUGCUCUCGCCCGCCGGGCGGGCUCGCCGAGAGCGUCGCCGCCAUGUUUGUUCUUGUUCUGCCGCGACGGACGUAGUAGUCAGGAGAGCCCUGCCGGUAAAGUCCACUGUAGCUCGCUGUGAAGUCUCUUCUGCACGCGAACACUUCACGCACGUGUUUGUUUGCCGGGACGCUUUCACGGCGGAAUAGAGCGAUAUCGGCACAUCCAUAGCGCAUGCGCAGUUCAGCACCAUGGUGCCUGUAUUUACCACUACAUUUCCCGCUGUACCUACGCUGAAAGCAACAUUAAGCUCUUAGUUAAAGUGUUGGUGGUUAGUGCUUGCCUGCCCUUCACUGUCACAUUGCCCACCUAAAAUAAUAGUGCCCAGCCUAGCUUGAGUAAAGCGCUGACGAGCUGCAUUGGGAACCUGAAUGCAGAUUA
Messenger RNA from Dermacentor silvarum, 6931 nucleotides. It is a transcript of the gene Hr3, whose product is annotated as probable nuclear hormone receptor HR3. The record is from RefSeq and is a predicted model, not a curated record. NCBI's taxonomy places the organism in Eukaryota, Metazoa, Arthropoda, Arachnida, Ixodida, Ixodidae. Gene Ontology annotation, biological process: regulation of transcription by RNA polymerase II. The transcript is spliced from 12 exons. Gene Ontology annotation, molecular function: nuclear receptor activity; zinc ion binding; RNA polymerase II cis-regulatory region sequence-specific DNA binding. Gene Ontology annotation, cellular component: nucleus. The coding region runs from base 1899 to 3482 and encodes 527 amino acids.